Messenger RNA from Protopolystoma xenopodis, 798 nucleotides. Lineage: Eukaryota; Metazoa; Platyhelminthes; Monogenea; Polystomatidea; Polystomatidae. The record is from the annotation of a GenBank genome assembly.
AUGCUCAGCACCGAUGAACUGAGGAGGCUUUGUCCUGAACUUUGGAAUUUUGCAUUUAAAAGACACGCUCCAAAAGAGCACAUUGCUUCCAUUUCUAAAGUCGGCGAGAUAGCCGGAAAGGAGUAUGCUAUUGAGAAUGCACUCAACAAAAUGGCAACAGAGUGGGAGCCGGUGAAGUUUGAUGUUCUGGCCUACAAACAAACGGGAACUUGCAUCAUAAAGGUGGCCGAUGAGGUCAAUCAGCUGCUAGAUGAUCACAUUGUGAUGACACAGGCCAUGGGAUUUUCACCCUAUAAAAAGCCAUUUGAGGAUCGUAUCACUCAGUGGGAGCAAAAAUUGCGCAUCACACAGGACGUAAUCGACGAAUGGUUGCACUGUCAAUGUCAAUGGCUUUAUCUGGAGCCGAUAUUCAGUUCAGAAGACAUCAAUCGGCAACUGCCGCUUGAGGGGAAGCGAUAUGCCACAAUGGACCGCAUCUGGCGCAAGGUAAUGAAGUCUUGCAAAGAGAACCCACAAGUGAUCACGCUGUGUCCCGAAAGCCGGCUUUUAAACAACCUGCGUGAGUGUAACAAACUGCUAGAACAGGUUCAGAAGAGUCUGAGUGAAUAUCUGGAAACCAAGCGCCAGGCUUUCCCGAGAUUCUUCUUUCUUUCGGAUGAUGAGCUGCUAGAAAUACUUUCGCAAACGAAGGACCCUACAGCUGUGCAGCCUCAUUUGAGAAAGUGCUUCGAGAAUAUAUGCAAGGUUAGAGGUUUAGUCUUGAUUUAUGCUUUUCUGAUGCUAUCUUUACUUGUUUAA